Molecule: messenger RNA, 1050 nt
Organism: Lottia gigantea (owl limpet)
Lineage: Eukaryota; Metazoa; Mollusca; Gastropoda; Lottiidae
Exons: 10
Coding region: 1-1050 (349 amino acids)
Molecular function (GO): protein binding
Source: RefSeq, a predicted model, not a curated record
AUGUGGACAAUCGAGCAAAAAAACAUGUCGGCUCGCAACCCUGGCAAUUCAAACAGUAGUGUAAUAUUAACAGCAGUAGCUUUACAAGACCAUUGGGUCAGGACAUUAGCUUUAGGAAAAACAUUCGGACCUCGAAAAAUAGGCAUAGGACCAGCUGCAAAAUCUAAACAGAAGAAAGAAAUCAAAUCAGUGGUAGACACUGGAAAUAGAGUAAAGAAAGACAAUGUAAAGGUUAAGAAAGAAGAAGAAUUUGUUUUAGAUAUAAAACCUCCACCAUUAACUCUAGCUCAAAAGUUUGGAUUAGUUGAUGCACCGAAACAAUUAUUAACAGAAGCUGAAUGGAAUGGUGUCAAAAUUAAAUCCAAUAUUAGAGAAGAUUCCAAACAACCUUGUGUUAUAUGUAAAGAAGAUUUUGGUUUGCAACAACAGGUACUAUUGUCGUGUAGCCAUGUCUUUCACAGGGCCUGUCUCCAAGCUUUUGAAAAGUAUACUGGUAAAAAGACGUGCCCCAUGUGUCGACACAAACAAUAUCAGUCUCGAGUUAUACAUGAAGGAUCGAAACAAUAUCGACUAACUUGUGCCACGAAAAUUCAGGCAGUCUGGAGAGGUUACGUUGUACGGUGUUGGUAUAAAAACUUCCGUUUGUCAGUCCCACCAACAGAUCCUAAAUUACGCAGGAAAUUCUUCGAGGAAAAGCUUCAAGAUAUCACAGAUCGAAUGGUGAAAUCUUGUGACUUUAGUCUCCAUGGUUUCCUACAAGAAAUGGACCAAUCACUGGAGGCCAGUCGAAAUGUCUUUAAGAAUUUUGACGCGAUGUUCAACAUUUUAUCUGAACAGGAUUGGGAGGAAGUUCAAUUAAAGGCAGUUUUACGGGCUGACACUGAUUGUCCGAUAUGUUUACAAGAUUUAGCACCAACAGUAUUACUAUCAUGUUCCCAUGUGUUUCAUGACAUGUGUUUGUGUACGUUAGAGAAAUUGACUGAAGGAGAUCUGAGGAAUAAUUGUCCAGUUUGCCGAGCUGUGUAUCAGAAGAAAAUAAUCCAUAUGUGA